Messenger RNA from Fusarium coffeatum, 1254 nucleotides. RefSeq lists its product as uncharacterized. The transcript is spliced from 4 exons. NCBI's taxonomy places the organism in Eukaryota, Fungi, Ascomycota, Sordariomycetes, Hypocreales, Nectriaceae. The record is from RefSeq and is a predicted model, not a curated record. Bases 1 to 1254 code for a protein of 417 amino acids. Gene Ontology annotation, biological process: carbohydrate metabolic process; chitin catabolic process. Gene Ontology annotation, cellular component: extracellular region. Gene Ontology annotation, molecular function: chitin binding; chitinase activity.
AUGGUCGCUCGUGAAGAUAUCCCUUCCAAGGUCCCCGACCUCGUCGUUGCGAAAGUCAACAGUGACAAUGAAGUUUCCGAGCAAGCAGCUCCCUAUGUCAACGCUGUGUACUUUGUCAACUGGGGUAUUUAUGGUCGAAACUACCAGCCAAUGAACCUUCCCGCUGCUCAGCUGACUCACGUGCUAUAUGCUUUUAUGAAUGUGAGAGCUGAUGGAACAGUCUUUACCGGCGACUCGUAUGCCGACCUUGAAAAGCACUACACUGGUGACUCAUGGGAUGAGCCCGGCCAAAAUGCCUACGGAUGCGUCAAGCAACUCUUCCUCCUCAAGAAGGCCAACCGCAAGCUCAAGGUCAUGCUCUCCAUCGGCGGUUGGACAUGGUCCACCAAUUUCCCUGCCGCCGCCAGCACAGCCGCGUCCCGAACGACCUUCGCCCAGAGCGCUGUUACCCUGAUGAAGGAUUGGGGCUUUGAUGGUAUCGACGUCGACUGGGAAUACCCUGCCAACGAUGCUGAGGCGAAUAACAUGGUUCUUUUGCUCCAGGCUGUGCGCAAGGAGCUCGAUGCUUACUCGAAGCAAUAUGCAAACGGAUAUCACUUCCAGCUGUCCAUUGCUGCGCCUGCUGGACCGGAGAACUAUGGCAAGCUUAAGAUGAAGGAGCUUGGCUCUGUCCUUGACCAUAUUAACUUGAUGGCCUAUGACUACGCCGGCGCUUGGAGUGCUUUCUCUGGUCAUCAAGCUAACAAAUACGCCAACGCCAAGAUUCCCAACGCCACGCCUUUCAAUACUGACCAAGCCGUCAAGGCCUACGUUGGCGGUGGCGUGCCUUCUGGAAAGAUGGUUCUCGGCAUGCCCAUCUACGGUCGCGCAUUCCAAAACACCGCCGGUCUCGGACAGCCUUACACUGGCGUCGGGUCCGGCAGCUGGGAAAACGGCAUCUGGGACUACAAGGUCCUCCCCAAGCCUGGGGCCAGCCUUGUUUAUGAUCGAGAUGCCCAGGCUUCUUACAGCUACGACGCCAAUACCAAAGAGCUCAUCUCAUUCGAUACGCCCGGUAUGGUCGAGAACAAGGUUCUCUAUGUGAAGAACAAGUCGCUUGGAGGAAGCAUGUUCUGGGAGGCAUCUGCUGACAAGACGGGUGCUGACUCUCUUCUUGGCACGAGCGCUAAGAGCCUUGGGUCUUUGGAGAAGAGCAACAACUGCCUUACAUACCCGAACUCUCGAUAUGCGAACAUUGCCAAGGGCCUUAACUAG